GCAGUUGGUGAUGGGAGUGUGACAGAUCAGCAUUCCGAGGGGUACUGCAGGCAGGGGAAAAAAACGGAGAGGGAGAAGGAGAGAAAACGGGGAUAAGCUUAAUACAGACUCUGCUGCGACACUGGUUUCAGGGAUGUAGUCGACAGGGAAGAGCUCUGCUUUACCGAGCUCAUCAGAAUGAAGAAACACUCCGCUAGGGUAGCCCCGCUGUCUGCUUGUAACAGCCCGGUGCUCACCUUAACCAAAGUAGAAGGAGAGGAGAGACCCCGUGAGAAUGCCGCCCCUGUGGAUGUCCAGCCCCCCCUGGCGGGGGAGACGGGGGGUCACUGUCUGCUGCGCUGCUGUCUUCAGAUCUCGGCUGCCCAGGCCCGCAAGGCACUGUGGGGCGUCGCCAUGGUGCUGUGUGUCUGUUCCUCUUGGACUGGCUCCACGCAACUGGCCAAACUCACCUUCCAGCAAUUUGAUGCACCUUUCACCCUGACUUGGUUUGCAACGAAUUGGAAUUUUUUAUUUUUCCCCUUAUAUUAUACAGGACAUCUGUACAAGUCCACAGAACGACAGACUCCAAAACAAAGAUACAGAGAAUGCUGCAGGUUUUUUGGGGAUGAUGGCUUGACAGCGAAGGUGUUCUUCACCAAGGUAGCCCCUUUUGGCCUUCUAUGGACAUUAACAAACUAUCUGUACUUACAAGCACUGAGGAGAAUAAACACAACGGAUGUCUCUGCACUGUUCUGCUGCAACAAGGCAUUUGUGUUCUUGCUGUCAUGGAUUGUUCUGCGAGAUCGCUUCAUGGGAGUGCGAAUUGUGGCAGCAAUUCUCGCUAUAGCUGGUAUAGUAAUGAUGACCUAUGCUGAUGGAUUUCACAGCCAUUCUGUUAUUGGAAUUGCACUGGUGGUGUCGUCUGCAUCCAUGUCUGCUUUGUAUAAGGUGUUGUUCAAGCUCAUUCUCGGCAGUGCCAAGUUCGGAGAAGCAGCCUUAUUCCUCACAAUCCUGGGAGGAGCUAACUUUGUGUUCAUCAGCUUCAUCCCUGUCAUCCUGUACUUCACCAAAGUGGAAUACUUUGACUCCCUGGAGGAACUUCCCUGGGGCUGUCUGUGUGGAGUGGCUGUCCUUUUACUAACUUUCAACAUGCUAGUGAACUUUGGCAUAGCUAUUACCUACCCCACACUCAUUUCAUUUGGGAUUGUCUUAAGUGUUCCUGUUAAUGCUGUUGUGGACCAUUACACCAGCGAGAUCAGCUUCAACUCGGUGCGCGUCAUUGCCGUGCUCAUCAUCUGCCUGGGCUUCCUGCUGCUGCUGCUGCCCGAGGAGUGGGACCAGUGCGUGAUCCAGCUGCUGGCCCGGCUCCGCACACGCAAGAAGGAGGAGCCAGCCGAGGGCGGGGCGGAGGCGGGGCCAGGCCUCGGCUGGAGCCGGAGAGGCAGGACCUCCAUGUCCACCUUCGCUCACUGAUCACCCCCGCCACUCCCCCAACGGUGACUCGGUCUGUUCUGUGCCCAAAAGCUUUGUCCUACCAAAACAAGGUGAAAAAAAAGCACAGCUGUUGUGUUGUAAAUCUUUGUAAAGUUUUUUCCCCAUUAUUUUUUACAUAAGCUCUAUAUAAGCUGUAUAUAUAUCCUAUCUGGAAGUGUACAGAUUGAUGCAUGAUCUCCUGUUGUCUGAUUUUUUUUUAUCAUCGUAUCACUGAGCCUUUUCUGGGGCAAUGGCAGUAAUGCAUUUUUACAACUGAAGGCUGGAAUACAGGGUGAGAAUGGAACUGCUGCAUAAGAAAACAUGCAAAAAUCUGUUUUGCAUUUUGACAACUAGGAUAGAGAAAGUACUGAGGUGGAGAUUUGUUAUUUAUAUCUUAUAAAUAGGGGUAUAUGCAGACCAAACUAAUUGAUUUUCAAACCCCAUUCAUCAUUAGGAUAAACAGAGUUAACUGUUUUCCAAAUCCAAAGAGACUUGUUUAAGACUUGUUUGUUUCCUUAGGGUGAUGGUGGAGGGUAAAUUUUGAUAUUGAAAGUUAAAGACUUUCACUAGGCACGUGAAUGGAAUGGUCACAUAAUUAAUGACAUAACAUUAUGUCACACAUCGUCACACAUUAUGUCUUUGUUAUCUGUUUUUUAAAAACGAAACAGGUCACUCAGCUGAAGGCUAAAAUUCAGUCCCUUUCAGGGCCUUGUUAGUGGUUUUUCACAGCCUGGAUUGUACCUGUUUGUUCUUGACAGUAUUACCAAUGAGGGAAAACUAGAUACUUUACAUGGUGAGAGGUUUUUCAGAUGUUGACAAGUAGGUCACUGCUCAGGUAUGCUUGUGAAAGAUGGAAUCGAUGUGCUUUA
Messenger RNA from Lepisosteus oculatus (spotted gar), 2321 nucleotides. It is a transcript of the gene slc35f3b, whose product is annotated as solute carrier family 35 member F3b. The record is from RefSeq and is a predicted model, not a curated record. Gene Ontology annotation, cellular component: membrane. Lineage: Eukaryota; Metazoa; Chordata; Actinopteri; Semionotiformes; Lepisosteidae.